AUGAAGCGGGACGACAUCUCCACUGCUGCUGGCUACGUGUCCUCUGCGCCGUCGGAGUCGCAUCGUGAUGAGGACAUGAUGGGCACAGACGUGGAUGGAGAGGAACCAGAUGACUUGGACAAGCACACCCAGCACUUGCGCAGUUGGCCCCUGCGCCGCCGCCGCAUCCCGCCCACCAGCCAGCAGCCCCCGCAGCCCCCGCGCCAGCAAGCCCUGCCCAGCCAGCUGCACCGCCAGCCCAGCCAGCUGCGCCGCCAGCCCAGCCAGCUGCACCGCCAGCUGCGCUGCCAGCCCAGCCAGCCGCGCCACCGGUCAAAGAUGGCCAAGACCCUGAUCCCCACUUUUAACGGUGGAAAUAUUUCCCGCAACGAGCUCUUCAAAGUCUGGCUGGAGAAGGGCCGUGAUUUUUCCCAGGUUGAGGUGGAGAUGAAGCGUCGCUGCGUGCAGAGCAAGUCGCAUGGCGAGAAGGAAGUUUGUUGGAGCAGGCGGCAGUUGGAGAUGGAUGGGAGGUACGACAAGAAUGAGGUGGACACCCUUAUCGCAAAUGCCACUCGGACCGGCCGGUUUAUGGACGACCCAAACUUCCCGGGCAACGAAAAGCUUCGCCAAUACUUCUUGGUCUUGGAGACUUCGAGGGAAAAACGCAACACCUUUGAGGAAGAGCAGAACCUUCGCUCAACAACACGGACGUCAGCCGAUGAAGCCCUUGCCCUGCUCACGAGCGGCCUCUUCACUGAGGACGCUGCGCUGGAGCUCGAAGAGAUUUGCGUGAGCACGGCCCAACGUUAUGCGGCAGCAGCGUAUGACGACGGCCUCACGGAAGACACGCUUCGUGCUUUAGCGAGUUUGGCCUGCUGGGGAAAACACCAGCAAAACGUGGAGCGGGACUUCCACAGGUGGAUGCCGUACGCGCACGGGUCUCGGCUGACAACCCAUUCAACUGUGAUCGAAGUUUAUGAUCCCGACACGGCUAGUGUCCAACAAAAAGAAAUCCCAAUUUUGUUGGCGUCUGAUGUUUUGCAUUCUCUGUGGAGUCGGCAGAGUGACAAGCUUUGGGAUGUUUGCGUCGGGGUUACCUCAGAGAAAACCUCCGCCUUCUGGACAGCUGCUCAGCACGACUGGGCCUCCGCACAUCCAGUGGUGAAGCCAUCAGGCUUUGAUUCUUUCUGUAAGGUCAAGUGGUUCACUGAUGGAGCACAGUUCAACACCAACCAUGAGCUAUUGAUUUGGAUGUGGAGCUCCACAUUGUCCUCAAAGAACUGGAGCACUAAGUUUCCCUUUGCAGCAAUUCCGAUGCGGUACCUUCCAUCCAAAAUGCUUAGGACCAAAGCCAACAGGGCAGUGGUGCAGGCCAUCAGCUGGGAUUGUAAGAGCCUCCUGGAGGGGCGCUUUCCUCACACAGAUCAAUUUGGCAACGCUUUGACGGGCGACCGAGCUCUCAAGGCAGGGGACCUGAUCUGCGGCGGCUGGCGCGCUGCCUUUGAAUCUUGGACUGGGGAUUGGAAAGAGCGUAGCCUCUCGCACGAGUUCGUGAAAAGGAACUACCAAAGCAUGCGGAUCUGUGACCAGUGCGAGGCUAUCAAACCCUUCGCCAAGACCCCUGCAGCAUUGCUGCCCUUGGUGUUCUCCAACUUCAGUUUGGACGCCCCGUGGACCAAGACAAUCCGAAACCAUGCAACGUACUUGCAAGAAACGCCGCCCUCCAACUUAACUCCUUGGCUCGAAGUACCCGGCUUCGACAUUGCCAGGGUCAGGUGGGAUUCUGCUCACACAAUUUUGUUGGGGGCAGGAAAGGACCUGGCUGCAGCUUUCCUUGUUGACCUCGCUUUGCGGCAGCAUUAG
This is a messenger RNA of Effrenium voratum, 1842 nucleotides long. The record is from the annotation of a GenBank genome assembly. NCBI's taxonomy places the organism in Eukaryota, Dinophyceae, Suessiales, Symbiodiniaceae.